CAGAACAUGGGCUUCCGUCGCACGGCCGCCUCCUCCGGCGCCUCAAGCGGGCCGGGCAGCGUCCCCGCCGAAGACCUCCGCUUCGCGUCCACCGCAGUGCUCGAGCAGGUCGCAGCCGAGUGCAGCGAGAUGCCCGAGCAGGAAGUCGUGCCGGCCGAGGGAACGGCCUCUGGCGGCAACGGCUCGUCCACGCCGUGGGCGAGCAGCUCCGACCCGGAGAGCAAGGCGGACGCGGAGGCGUCGCAGGCCUCCGUCGCGCCGGACACCGUCGCUGCCGGCGAGGCGGCGGGCGGCGUCGGCGAGGAGGAGCCCGAGGCGCCCUCGUCGCAGGUCCCGGAGGUCGUCGAGACGGACGUCGAGGAGCACGAGGACGACGAGGACGGCGACGGAGAGGUCGAUCCCGCGGCGAGGCCCGCGCCCGCAGGCUCGCCGGCGCCGAUCCCGGAGGUUGUCGAGACGGACGUCGAGGAGCACGAGGGCGACGAGAAGGAGGCGCCGCCGAGCGACCCCUUUUCCAUGCCCGAGAGCGAGCCAAGGCCCACGCCCGCUCCCGCCACCCCGUCGGCCGCUCACGCGGCGCUGACCGAGGCGUCGCUCGAGGGCGACGCGCCGGCCGAGGAGGAGGGCGACGGGCCCACGCCGAGCGCGGCCCCGCCCGUCCGCCGCAAGCUCGACUCCAAGCCGCGCAAGCUGGGCCAGCCCUCUGGAGCGGCCAAGUCAAAGCCGACGCCGCAGCGCAAGCCGGGGGAGAAGCCGCGUGCACAAAAGUCGCGCGGCGAGGGCGCUGCGUCCGAGCCAAAGAAGAAGAAGGCGAAGAAGGACCCAGACGCGCCGAAGGGGGCGCUCUCGGCGUACAUGCUCUGGUCGAUGCAGGAGCGCAAGUCGGAUGCCUACGCCGGCAUGAAGGUGCCCGAGGCGGGCAAGGCGCUGGGCGCGACGUGGAAGACGAUGGACGAGGCGGCGAGGGCGCCGUGGGUCGAGGCGUCGAAGGAGGACCACGCGCGGCACGCUCGCGAGAUGGCGAGCUACGUGCCCAGCCCCGAGUACGCGCGCGCUCAGGCCGCCGCGCCCAAGGCGCGCUCCGGCAGCUCCGGCGGCGCCAAGAAGGCGGCGACGCCCGCCUCGCGCGGAGGCGGCAAGGGCGCGGCCGCGUCGGCCGCGAGCAAGAAGAGCGCCGCCGGCCGCAAGCGCAAGGCUCUGGCUCGAGGCGACGCGGACUCGUCCGACGACGAGGCCACCCCUUCCAAGCUCGCCUUCUCUCCCCCGCCGCCGCUCGCGGACGCGCCGCCGCCAAUGCUGGAGGACGUUGGCGCGAGGGUGGCGUGGGUCCCGCAGUGCUACAACGAGUUUGCAAAGCGCUACGAGGCGGAGCUGGACGCGCUCCAGCUGGUGAUCGACGUGCCGGCCGACCUGCUCGAGAGCCCCGCCGACGGCACCGCGCACUGCGCCGAGAUCGUCGCCAUCCACCCCGCCGAGACGGAGGGGUGGGAGCUGCUCACUCUCCGCGGCGUCCCGUUCGGCGGCGGGUCCGGCGCGAGCGAGGGGGCAGAGUACUGCCUGCCGUACGUGCCGCGCCGGCUCUGCGACGUGGACCAGCACGUCUGCGCGCUCAAGGAGUACCUCGCCUCGCGCGAGCGCGCCCUCUCCGCCUCGGCGUCUCCGCACGUGCGCGUGCCCUUUGCCGCGCCAGACAGCGAGGGCGAGGAGGAGCUGUGGGAGGGGCGGGUGUGGAGCCGCAAGCCCUUCGACGCCCUCAACUACCCCGACUCGCUCUACCGCUGCCUCAACUGCGUGUGGUACGUCGCCUCCCCCCGCGAGCACGAGGGGGCGUCGAUCCAGCCGCUGUGGGUCUUUGACGAGGAGCAGACGGACAACCAGGCGCCCGAACGCUCCACCCCCCCUCUCUCGAGUCGGCGGACACCGAGCCGCGCGUCCCGCCUUCCCCGCCAUCAGGUGAGCCCGUGGGAGGCGCUCCCGAGCGACACGCACGGCCGCUGGUCCAAGCUGAACCCUCCGCUCGCAAAGCUGGUCGACCAGCUGCGCGUCGACCGCGACACCUACUCCAAGCUGGUGCCCGCCUCCGAGUCGCUCGAGAUCACGGACGCGCUCGCCGGCCAGGCGGGCGCCAGCGGAGCCGCGCUCGAGCGCCUCCGCCAGGACACCUUUCUGCGCGUGCUCAAGCGCCUCCAGAGCAGCGAGCCCGGCCGGUACUUCCAGCCGCCCGUGCCGGCAGACGAGGUCGAGUACUACCGGCAGGUGGACCGCCCGAUGUGCCUGGCCGCGGUCCAGUCGGGGCUGGAGGGGUCCAAGUACGCCUCGUGGGCCGCCUUCGAGGCGGACGUCGUGCUCAUCUACGGCAAUGCCAUGGAGUUCAACGAGGAGGACUCGCUCCCCUUCUACCUGGCGCAGAUGCUCGAGCACGAGUUCAACGAGGCCAAGGAGCUCGUCCGGCAGGCGCUGCCGGCCGUGCUCGAGUGAGCGACACGCGCGCUCAGGGCGCGGGGGAGAGACCGCGCCGCGAGCGCGAGCGCACUGCCGCUGCAGGCCAGAGCGGCGCUCAGCGGGGCGAGAUGAGCGCCUGCCGCUCGACUGCCUCAAGAUGGCCGAUUGGCGAGACAUGCGAGACUCUUUGUGGAUGCUUGUAGCUUGAGCGAGAGCGCAAACUCUUGCCUUUAUGGCUCGAUGCACGAUGAGGUGCCGUGGGUAUGUGGCUUACGCACGGGGAGGGAUGGCGGGAAUGGUGUGAAAAUCGUGGUUGGC
Emiliania huxleyi CCMP1516 is the source of this 2760-nucleotide messenger RNA. RefSeq lists its product as hypothetical. NCBI's taxonomy places the organism in Eukaryota, Haptophyta, Isochrysidales, Noelaerhabdaceae. The record is from RefSeq and is a predicted model, not a curated record. Bases 7 to 2478 code for a protein of 823 amino acids. Gene Ontology annotation, molecular function: protein binding. Gene Ontology annotation, cellular component: nucleus. The transcript is spliced from 4 exons. Gene Ontology annotation, biological process: cytoskeleton organization; regulation of cell shape; regulation of transcription by RNA polymerase II.